Messenger RNA from Malus domestica (apple), 608 nucleotides. Lineage: Eukaryota; Viridiplantae; Streptophyta; Magnoliopsida; Rosales; Rosaceae. The record is from RefSeq and is a predicted model, not a curated record.
CAGAGAUCUGUUGCCCUGUUCCAUAAACCCUAACCUCACUUCGUCAUUUUUCCAGAGUGAGUGAGGCAGUUAAGCUGAAAUCGGAGAAAUUCGAUACAAUCCGGGAUGGAUAAGAGCAUGAUAGGAGAUCUGGAUUCGCUUCCAGAGGAAGAUAAGAUGAGAAUGGCCACCAUGAUCGACCAGCUCCAGAUCCGCGACAGUUUGAGAAUGUAUAACUCACUUGUUGAGAGAUGCUUCAAUGAUUGUGUCGACACCUUUAAGCACAAAUCACUGCAGAAGCAAGAGGAAACCUGUGUCAGGCGAUGUGCCGAGAAGUUCCUAAAGCAUUCCAUGCGUGUUGGCAUGAGGUUUGCAGAGCUCAACCAGGGCGCUGCGACACAAGAUUAGUCAUCAAAUCAGCAAAGGAGUAGAAAGCGCGCCUUCAUUCCCGUCUUAGCCUGUUGUUGCCUUGUUUUUUCCUGGAGAAUCUCCCCCCCUUUCUUUACAUAUAAAAACUGACUAGUGGUCAUAUGAAGUAUGAACUGCCAACACGCACAAGGUGAUGAAUGUCGACAAUAAAGAUAACAAUUCUACAUAAGAUGAUGCAAAGUAUCUUCACAAAUGUAUAA